This is a messenger RNA of Otolemur garnettii (small-eared galago), 3159 nucleotides long. RefSeq names its product RAN binding protein 17 (gene RANBP17). Gene Ontology annotation, molecular function: small GTPase binding; nuclear export signal receptor activity. Gene Ontology annotation, biological process: protein export from nucleus. The transcript has 27 exons. The record is from RefSeq and is a predicted model, not a curated record. NCBI's taxonomy places the organism in Eukaryota, Metazoa, Chordata, Mammalia, Primates, Galagidae. Gene Ontology annotation, cellular component: cytoplasm; nuclear pore. Bases 1 to 3159 code for a protein of 1052 amino acids.
AUGGCGCUGCACUUCCAGAGUUUGGCUGAAUUGGAAGUGUUAUGUACUCAUCUCUACAUAGGGACUGAUCUUACACAAAGAAUAGAGGCUGAGAAAGCACUGUUGGAACUUAUUGACAGCCCAGAAUGUCUCAGCAAGUGUCAACUUUUAUUAGAACAAGGAACAACAUCCUAUGCUCAGCUGCUUGCAGCAACAUGUCUUUCAAAACUUGUCAGCCGUGUCAGUCCAUUACCUGUUGAACAGAGGAUAGAUAUCAGAAACUACAUUCUGAAUUAUGUGGCGUCACAACCCAAGCUUGCUCCCUUUGUCAUUCAAGCUCUCAUUCAAGUCAUUGCCAAAAUCACUAAGUUGGGGUGGUUUGAGGUUCAGAAAGACCAGUUCAUCUUCAGAGAAAUUAUUGCUGAUGUGAAGAAGUUUCUCCAGGGUACUGUGGAGCACUGCAUAAUAGGAGUAAUAAUCCUUUCUGAAUUGACUCAGGAAAUGAACCUGGUUGAUUAUUCUAGACCUUCAGCAAAACACAGGAAAAUAGCUACCUCAUUUCGUGACACUUCACUCAAAGACAUUUUAGUGCUGGCAUGCUCUCUUUUGAAAGAGGUGUUGGCCAAACCUUUAAAUCUUCAGGAUGAAUACCAACAAAACCUGGUAAUGCAAGUCUUAAAACUGGUCCUUAACUGCCUUAACUUUGACUUCAUUGGCAGUUCAGCAGAUGAAUCUGCUGAUGAUCUUUGCACAGUGCAGAUUCCAACAACUUGGAGAACAAUUUUCCUGGAACCAGAAACAUUGGAUCUUUUCUUCAAUUUGUAUCAUUCACUUCCACCACUACUGUCUCAGUUAGCACUUUCAUGUUUAGUUCAGUUUGCUUCUACAAGAAGGUCCUUAUUUAGCAGUCCUGAACGUGCUAAGUACCUUGGUAAUUUAAUUAAGGGAGUAAAAAGGAUACUUGAAAACCCUCAGGGUUUGUCUGAUCCAGGUAAUUAUCAUGAGUUUUGUCGAUUUUUGGCUCGUUUAAAGACAAAUUAUCAGCUGGGAGAAUUAGUUAUGGUGAAGGAAUAUCCUGAAGUUAUCAGAUUGAUUGCUAAUUUUACCAUUACUAGUCUACAGCACUGGGAAUUUGCUCCUAACAGCGUUCAUUAUUUAUUAACUCUGUGGCAAAGGAUGGUAGCAUCAGUUCCUUUUGUGAAGUCAACUGAACCCCACCUGUUAGACACUUACGCACCUGAAAUCACAAAAGCCUUUAUCACUUCUCGGUUGGAAUCUGUUGCCAUAGUCGUGAGAGAUCAUUUAGAUGAUCCCCUGGAUGAUACUGCCACUGUGUUUCAGCAGCUGGAGCAGUUGUGUACUGUCAGCAGGUGUGAAUAUGAAAAGACAUGUACUCUUCUUGUACAGUUAUUUGACCAAAAUGCGCAGAAUUACCAAAAACUUCUGCAUUCAACUUCUGGAAUAACUGUGGACAUGGCAAUUCAGGAAGUUUUUCAGCUUAUAUCUUUAAUGGAUAGUGGAUUGCCUCAGUCUUCAAAUGAGAAAAUAGAGCUUGCAAUUCUGUGGUUCUUGGAUCAGUUUCGUAAAACAUAUGUUGGUGAUCAACUUCAAAGAACCUCAAAGGUAUAUGCCCGUAUGUCAGAAGUCUUAGGAAUAACAGAUGACAACCAUGUUCUAGAAACAUUCAUGACAAAAAUUGUUACAAACCUUAAAUACUGGGGAAGAUGUGAGCCUGUAAUUUCAAGGACUCUUCAGUUCCUAAAUGACCUUUCUGUUGGUUAUAUCCUUUUAAAAAAACUUGUGAAGAUAGAUGCUGUGAAAUUCAUGCUAAAAAACCACACGAGUGAACACUUCCCCUUUCUUGGCAUCAGUGACAGUUACAGUCUCAGUGACUUCAGGUGCCGAACAACCUUCUACACAGCCCUCACUCGCCUUCUGAUGGUAGAUCUAGGUGAAGAUGAGGAUGAAUUUGAGAAUUUCAUGCUGCCUCUUACAGUUGCUUUUGAAACAGUAUUACAAAUAUUCAACAACAACUUUAAACAGGAAGAUGUAAAGCGUAUGUUGAUCGGGCUGGCAAGAGAUCUUCGAGGGAUUGCCUUUGCACUGAACACAAAGACCAGCUACACCAUGCUGUUUGACUGGAUGUACCCAACUUAUCUUCCCAUUCUUCAGAAGGCUAUUGAACGGUGGUAUGCAGAGCCAGCUUGUACGACUCCCAUCUUGAAACUUAUGGCAGAACUGAUGCAAAAUAGAUCCCAGCGUUUGAAUUUUGAUGUAUCGUCUCCUAAUGGAAUUCUUCUCUUUAGAGAAGCUAGUAAAAUGGUUUGCACUUAUGGUAAUCAGAUCCUGUCCCUCGGGAGCUUCUCAAAAGAUCAGAUUUAUCCAAUGAAACUCAAGGGCAUCUCCAUCUGCUAUUCAGCUCUCAAAUCUGCCUUGUGUGGAAAUUAUGUCAGCUUUGGCGUCUUCAAGUUGUAUGGGGACAACCAUUUUGACAAUGUACUCCAGGCCUUUGUCAAAAUGCUGCUGUCAGUGUCCCACAGUGACUUGCUACAAUACCGAAAACUGAGCCAGUCUUAUUAUCCACUCCUGGAAUGUCUCACCCAAGACCACAUGAGCUUCAUCACCAACUUAGAGCCUCCUGUACUCCUGUAUGUUCUCACAUCUAUCUCAGAGGGACUCAAUGCUCUUGAUACAGUUGUCUCCUCCAGCUGCUGUACCAGUUUAGACUACAUCGUCACCUACCUCUUCAAGCACAUAGCAAAAGAGGGCAAGAAGCCACUUCGAUGCAGAGAAGCUACCCAGACUGGUCAGAGACUAUUACAUUUUAUGCAGCAAAACCCAGAUGUCCUGCAGCAGAUGAUGUCUGUCCUCAUGAACACCAUUGUCUUUGAAGACUGUCGGAACCAGUGGUCAGUGUCCAGGCCUCUCCUGGGGCUCAUCCUGCUCAAUGAGAAGUAUUUCAGCGAACUGAGAGCAAGCCUGAUAAACAGCCAACCUCUCCCCAAGCAGGAGGUCCUUGCCCAGUGUUUCAGGAACUUAAUGGAAGGAGUGGAGCAGAACCUGUCCAUCAAAAACAGAGACAGGUUCACCCAGAAUCUAUCUGUAUUUCGAAGAGAGGUAGCAGAGGCUCUGCGCAGUGAUGGCAGUGCCGAACCCUGUGGUCUGGACAUGAUGAGCUGA